Messenger RNA from Cephus cinctus (wheat stem sawfly), 858 nucleotides. RefSeq names its product troponin C (gene TpnC25D). Bases 159 to 611 code for a protein of 150 amino acids. The transcript has 3 exons. Gene Ontology annotation, molecular function: calcium ion binding; enzyme regulator activity. The record is from RefSeq and is a predicted model, not a curated record. Lineage: Eukaryota; Metazoa; Arthropoda; Insecta; Hymenoptera; Cephidae.
CACCCGCACUUAUUAUAACAUAUUUCAUUUUUCGUCACACUCUAUUUUUGUGCGAGACUUUCUAGCUGGUUCACUAGAAGCUGCGAGGCUUUAUACUGCGCCCGGAAGAGUGACUCUCUUCAGGUAUCUGCAGUCCGUCGUACGAAGCAUAAGUCACCAUGGAGGAAGAUGAGCAAAAGAUGGCCGUGAUGCGCAAAGCAUUCCAAAUGUUCGACACCACCAAGAGCGGCUUCAUUGACACCCUCAAAAUCUCAACCAUCCUGAACACGAUGGGUCAGCUCUUCGACGACGCGGACCUCAACGCCUUGAUCGCAGAGAAUGACCCCGAAGGUGUCGGUAAGGUAAACUUCGACGGCUUCUGCAAAAUUGCUGGACGAUUCCUCGAGGAGGAGGACGCUGAGGCUAUGCAGGAGGAACUCAAGGAAGCCUUCCGUCUCUAUGAUCGCGAGGGUAACGGUUAUAUUACCACUGCUACCCUAAAGGAGAUCUUGGCCGCUCUUGAUGAUAAACUUACCAACCGUGACCUGGACGGUAUCAUCGCUGAGAUUGAUACUGACGGUUCCGGUACCGUGGACUUUGAUGAGUUCAUGGAAAUGAUGACUGGAGAAUAAUCAUCUGAUGGCUGCUUCGCAAUCAUUAACAGCGAGACGUGGGAAUAUUCGAUCUGGGCGACAAUGAAACCCAGAAAAUACCAGCGCAGGUCGUAGGCGUUAUGGCAAAGCAUCGUCGUAGCCAUCGUCAACUGUACAACUAUAAAUAAAAUGUAUAUUUAUCUAAUAACGUUUCAUAGCAUCUUCAUUCAUAUACUUUGUAUAAUGGUAAAACUGUACAGAGGACAACAAAUAAUUCCAGCAAGAC